Messenger RNA from Pterocles gutturalis (yellow-throated sandgrouse), 1827 nucleotides. RefSeq names its product maestro heat-like repeat-containing protein family member 1. The transcript has 17 exons. The record is from RefSeq and is a predicted model, not a curated record. Gene Ontology annotation, cellular component: cytoplasm. Lineage: Eukaryota; Metazoa; Chordata; Aves; Pterocliformes; Pteroclidae. The annotation marks the transcript as partial.
AUGACGGAGUCACGGAUAAAACGGCUUGCUACGACGUUGAUGGACGCCACGACGGAUAAGGACCCUCUCGUGCAGGAGCAGAUCUACAAUGCGCUCUGCUACCUGGGGGAAUCGGAGCCCGAGGAGAUCCUCCACUCCUGCGACGAGUACCUCCGGCAGCACGACAAGCUGGCGUACCCCCACCGGGUGAUCAUCCUCAGGGCAAUGGAGACGGUGGUGAGGAACAACAUCUCCCUCUUGGACAAAAGCACGGCCAAGGUCGUUAUCUUCCUGGCGUCUAAUGAAAUGACCAAAUCAAAGGAGGUGAGCCGGGACUGGCAGCAAGCUGCCAGCGACGUCCUGGUGGCUGUGGGACAGCGCUUCAUCAACAAGGUGAUGGAGGAGGCGCUCACCAAGUUCCAGCCGGGGAUCCUGCCGCACUACUUCAUCUUGCAGACCUUCGCCAACCUCUCUGUGUCCAAUGUGUUCGGAAUGGUGCCGUUCCUCAACUCCAUCCUCGGGACGAUGCUGCCCAUGCUGGGGAUGGCCAAGCAGGACCACAUGAAGGCCGUCUUCUGCUACGCUCUGCAGCACUUCAGCGAGAGCAUCCAGGAGUAUUUGGCGAAUUUGGACAAGGCACCAGACCCCACGGUCAGGAAGGACACCUUCUCCAACGAGAUCUUCAGCGCCUACGAAGUGCUCUUCAACAGCUGGCUGCAGCACCGGGAAGCCAAGCUGAGACUGGCCGUGGUGGAGGCUCUAGGACCCAUGAGUUACCUGAUGCCGGGUGAAAAGCUGGAGGAGCAGCUCCCCAAGCUGAUUCCAGGCAUCCUCGCCCUCUACAAGAAGCACACGGAGGCUUUCUACAUAUCCAAGAGCCUCUGCCAGAUCCUGGAAGCUUCCGUCGACAUCGGCAGCCGCAGCCUUGACACACAGCUGGACCCUCUCCUGGGCACCCUGCACCCCCAGAUUUGUGCACCUGCAGAUCCCUCUGUUCCCCUGACCGUUAAAAAUCACACUGAGGUUCUGCGAUGCUUCACUGUUCUGGCUUGCUCCUUCCCUGACCGUGUGCUGGCCUUCCUCCUGCCCAAGCUGGAGAGCAGCAGUGAGAGGACGCGCGUGGGGACACUCCUCAUCAUGCGGCAGAUCAUCAACAGCGCCCCCUCUCAAAUGGAGGUUAAAAAGCCCUUUAUUCUUUCCUCAAUGAAACUUGCUCUGCAGGACAGCAACAAUAAGGUGAAACGUGCCAUGGUGCAGGUAAUCAGCGCCAUGGCCCACCACGGCUACCUGGAGCAGCCCGGCGGGGAGGCGAUGCUGGAGUUCCUCGUGCGCCAGUGUGCCCUGCCCUCGGACGCGCAACCUAAAAAGCAGCUGCCGGAUGCCGAUGACCUCACUAGUGACAGCGUUAGGAACAUCAGUGUCAACACGCUCUUUCUGCUCAGCACCACCGUCGACAGGAUGAACAACGUCCUGUGGCCAUACCUCCUGGAGUUUGUCACCCCCAUACAGUUCACCAACGCCCUCGCUCCACUCUGCAAGAGCCUCAUGUACUUGGCCAUGAAGAAGCAGGAGGAGGGAGAAAACGCGUCCCUGAUCCGUUAUGACCUGAACGCGAACCUUCCUUCGCCCUACGCUCUAACGACAAGACUGCUGGUGGUGUCAUCGCAGCCGUACGCAGGAGACUGCCGGGGCACGGCUGCCCUGCGCCUGCUCCAUGUCUUGCAUUGCAGCGUCCACCCUGCGCUCGACCAGCUCUGGAGCAAGCGCGUCCCGCUCUUGGUGGAGCACGUGGAAGAGAACACGGAGAAGUCGCUGUGCCAGAAGGAAUGGGAAGAGAAGCUGCUGCUG